GGCGCGCGGAGUGCGUGUUUGUUGUUGGCAAAAUUAAUUACGAAUUCGUACGAAGUUUUCGACUGUGAAAGUGUUGAAGUGGUUGUUAUUGGAUUUAAAAGAUUAAUUUCAAAUAGGAGCGGCUCUCAGGAGUUUCGUAGAGAUGUGCGCUGCGCCUGCCACCUGACGGCCCAGACAAGAUGCGCUGCUGCCAGUUUGUAGUGCUUUUGCUGUUGUACCAGACGCUACCCAGUCACGAAGAUGAGGCGGAGAUUUGUCCGAUCGGUUUCGAAGUGUCCUACACAAAAGGAAAUCGCCCGAUAUGUCACAGACUCAAGGGCCCCGAGGCCUUCGAGGACGUCUACGAGGACUGCAUCGGAAACAUGUUCAGCGUCAAGCUGUACCGCGAACUAAAACUCGACAAAAUCGAGCCUCCGAAACACAAGAUCUGGACGGAGUACAAGUCGUUCUACCCGGGUGGACUCCCCGUGGACACGUCGCGCACGAGUCACUUCGGAGAUGAACUCGCGCCCGCGUCGAUCGAGUCGAUCGAUCGCGACAUAAACAUAGACGAGGAGUGGUGCGCCGUCCUCGAUCCGCACACCAACUUCACCCUCGUGAAAUGCUCGGAGAAGCACUACAGGUACUGCUUCGUCGAUGCCUACCCGGACGCCGACGAGGUGACGAACGAGGGGUGCGAGGGUUUCGAGGGCUCGAUGAGGUUUCGGAGCCCAAUAUCGACGUGCGUGGCGGCGGUGGAAGGCGCGGGCGGCGGCUCCGUGCGCGCGACCUGGAGCCAGGCGCGCGACCUGUGCGCCGCCCGGGGAGGCUCGCUGCUCUACAGGGGCUGGAGAUACGCCAACAGGGUGUACGCCAGCAGCUCCAAGACCAUUAACAGAAUACUGCCGCUGGGAGUCAAGAUGAACGACGACUCGCUCCGAUACGACGCGCUCGAUGACCAUUCAGAGGUUCCACAAUCGAAGCGGCAUUUUAAGGAGAACGGGAGCAAAUACGACGAGUCGUUUGGGGCCCAGCAGGAGGUGUACUGGUACCUGGUAAACAGCUCCUACGUAUUCUACAACGUGGCCUGCGAGCGCGCGGUACCGCUUAGAAACCUCGGCCUGCACCUCACCAUAGACUAUGACAAAAAACUGAUGAAACUGGCGAUAAACGACACAAUAGAUCCGGACGACAUCACGUGCUACACCGACUCGAUCGUAAGAUACCCGGAACCAGUCUCAAAGGUUACGGGAGGCAAAUACUGGUACCGAUUAAAUGAAAAUGGCUACUACUGGUGCUCACACAAAGACUUGACGACCUACGCACCCAGCGAGUCCAAUAAGAUUUUAUACAUUAAAAAACCAGAGGCCGUGAAAAACGUUUUUGCGAUCAAGAUUCAGCUAGGCGAAGCGUACACCCCGAGCGGGUUCCAGAAGAAGUUUAAAUAUAUAUGGAAAUAUAAAGUGCUCAGGUAUCUAUACUUCAAAUACCAAUACGAGAAUAAGUACGGAAAGCUGAACGGACCAAGUGAGGAGGGAGUGUUGAGGAAAUACAUGAAUGAGAAAAAAGAGAACUAUACCGAGGACGUGCGAAGCGAUGUGAAGCGAUUGUACCUAGACAUGCGGACGGUGCUGGUCCACGUCCUACUGGAACCGCCCAACAUGGGCAAAGUAUCCCCGGGCACGUGGGAGGGCAUGCGGAUUGUGUACGUCAAGCCCGUGUACUUCUGCACGGACGACGGGAUCGACACACCUUUAGGAGGCUCUGUUAACUCGAGCGUGUGUAAGACGCGAUCGUGCGUCGGAGACUACAUGGAGGGAGUGAGUUCGGUUGAAACGAAAAGGGAGGGCUGCAAAGCUCCCAACGUGGAGGCAGUGACCACACAGACGGCGAACGAUACUAGAACGUGGAGCGGCGAGAGCUCGGAGGAGUCUACAGAGUUUGCGCCUAACAUAACGCUACCGUUAACCACGGAGAUGUUGCCUACCUGGGAGCCCGCCCCGGAUCCCUCCACGGAGCCCGUUUCGGAACCCUUCUUGGAGCCAAUUCCGGAACCCUCCUCAGAGUCCUCCUCGGAGCCGUGUUCGGACCCCAUAGAGGAGACGACUGCGACGGUCACCAUGGUGGUGCCUCCCCGCCCGCCUAAGCCCACCACUACGAAGAAGCCAACUACUACCCCUCCGCCCAUGACCACAGACUUACCUGCCACAACGGAAGUUCCGCGUGAUCAACAGGUGCAGGAAGUUAUCAAUGAACUGGAAGGCCUCCUGUCAAACGAGGGGAACCUCACCGUUGGUGACAUCGAUGAUGUAUUUACUAAUGUGGACGCUAUUCUGAACGAGGACGACGACCUGGAGAUCCCCGGGCAGCUGCUGGACCUGCUGGAGCAGCUGGGCAACACCGUGGUGCUGAACGACACCGAGCAGAUCGUCCGGCCCAACAUCGCGCUGCUGAUGGCCGACGCGCGCCCCCAGAACCCCAUCCGUGGCUUCCGCAUCGCCGUCGUCAAUGACACCUUCGAGGAACACGAUUUUGAGUUUAUAUCCGAGGCACCAAACUCGACGGUCCUGAACGCGGGAGAGAGUGAGGUGGUGGUGAACCUGCCCCCGUCGGUGUCGGAGUCGGAGCGGCGCGUCAGCUUCGUGGUCUUCCGCAACGACCGCGCGUUCCAUUCCCAGGGCUUCGCCGUCAACAGCCGCGUGCUCAGCGUCAACGUUGAAAACGUCACUCACUUCCACGGAGGAGAGGUUAUAGACAUUCAUCUCAGCCCGAUAGUUACGACGCUGGCGCGGAACGAGAGCCGGUCGUGCGCGUACUGGCACUUCCUCGAGAACCGCACCGGCUACUGGUCCCAGGAGGGGUGCACCUUUAUCCGCGCGACCGAGGAGGGGAUGUUGGACACGUGCAGGUGCAACCAUCUGACACAUUUCGCCGAGGUUCUAGCGCCGAAAGCGGUGUUCUCCGAAGCCGACGAAAGCGCUUUAGAAAUUAUAUCGAUCGUCGGCUGCUUUCUGUCUAUACUGGGACUCAUCAUGAUCGGCGUCACCGCCCUCCUCUUCAGAUCCUGGCGGCGAGAGUACAGCAACAAGAUCUGGCUUCAACUGUGCAUGGCGAUAUUUAUUACGGUUCUGAGCUUCCUACUAGUUAUAUUCGUGCACUUCGACCAGCAGGAUAUGUUGUGCCUGCUGGUCGGUGUACUUCUCCACUACGCUGUGCUGGCGUCGUUCUGCUGGAUGCUGGUGGCAGCGGUGCUGGCGUACCGGCGGCUGGUGCUGGUGUUCUCGCGCGACGCCUCCCACAAGCUGCUGAAGGCGGCGACGUUCUCGUGGGGCGCGCCCUGCGUCGUCGUCGGCGUCCUCCUGUCUGUCUCCCGAGACUCUUACGGGAGAACAUUCGAGGAGAUGACCCCCAGCGGGACCUUCUGCUACCCCACCGGCGUGGGUUUCUGGCUGACCGUUUACGCGCCGAUAUCGGCCAUUCUUCUUACAAACUGGAUACUAUUCGCGUUGAUAGUCCGUUCCGUGUUUGUCUCGAGGAGGAUCCAGAGGCACGGUGAGAACAACGAGGCGCUUCGGUGCGCCUCGGUGAGUUGUAUGCUGGUGUUCCUCUUCGGGUUGCCGUGGAUCUUCGGUCUGUUCGCCAGCAACGUGGUCGCGGCCUAUCUGUUCACGUUGACUGCGACGUUCCAAGGAUUCAUUCUGUUCGUGUUUUUCGUGAUAGGGAACAAGAAGACGCGCGACCUGUGGCUGAACAAGCUGCACAUCAAGCAGACGCGCAAGGUGCCCGUGACGUCUUCCACGUACACCAACCGCAGCGCCGAGUGGCGCGCCGCCAACGCGCCAGCCGCUCUCGAGGCGAAGGUCUCGAAACCGAAAGUCCUCGCGUCUAAGGACGAAACUAGAUUCUCUUGACAUGAGCCAAAGAAAGCGAUCAGUGAAUCUGGAAUAUUAUUGCGGCGCGCCGGCCGGGACUUGUUCAAUUGUGUGAACACUUUGACCUCUAUUGUUUAUUAAUUAUUUUAUUGUCACCAAAUAUCUUAGAUACCUAUAUAAUAUUAUUAUUGCGACUCCGAAUUAUUGACUGUUUGUUGUAAUAUUUAUAUUAGAUGUAAAUAGUUUAUCAUCACAUUUUUAGAUUGUUCUUAAUCAAAAAUGUGAAUCUGUUUUAAUUGAGUUGGUGCAGUUGAUGAUAAAAAUAUUAUAGGUAUUUUUGCAACCUCCUUAUUGUUAUUUAUAAUGUUUACUGUUUAGUUUUCUCUAGUCCAGUCUAUGUAACGUAUAUUAUAAGUUGUUAAGCCUUAAUGCCAACGUUUUUGUAGUAAGUAUACUACAAUUCGAACGUAUAGAGAAGCUGUUCAAGUCUUUACUCUACUUUUGUAAUUUUAGGACUAGAUGCU
Aricia agestis (brown argus) is the source of this 4375-nucleotide messenger RNA. RefSeq lists its product as uncharacterized. The record is from RefSeq and is a predicted model, not a curated record. Gene Ontology annotation, molecular function: G protein-coupled receptor activity. Lineage: Eukaryota; Metazoa; Arthropoda; Insecta; Lepidoptera; Lycaenidae. Gene Ontology annotation, cellular component: membrane. Bases 180 to 3890 code for a protein of 1236 amino acids. The transcript is spliced from 11 exons. Gene Ontology annotation, biological process: cell surface receptor signaling pathway; adenylate cyclase-activating G protein-coupled receptor signaling pathway.